GCGGGGCAACGAAGGGACGUAGCGUCGCAGCGCCAGAUCUCGAGCAGCUGCUACGGAGCGGCUGGUCGGAUUGCCCCGCCAUGGCUGAAAGCGACUGGGACACGGUGACGGUGCUGCGCAAGAAGGGCCCCACGGCCGCCCAGGCCAAGUCCAAGCAGGCCAUUUUAGCAGCUCAGAGGCGAGGAGAAGAUGUGGAGACUUCUAAGAAAUGGGCCGCUGGUCAGAACAAACAGCAUUCGAUCACUAAGAACACAGCCAAGCUGGACCGGGAGACUGAAGAGCUGCACCAUGACCGGGUAACCCUGGAAGUGGGCAAAGUGAUCCAGCAGGGCCGACAGAGCAAGGGGCUGACACAGAAGGACUUGGCAACAAAAAUCAAUGAAAAGCCACAAGUCAUCGCAGACUACGAGAGUGGACGGGCCAUCCCCAAUAACCAGGUUCUUGGCAAAAUCGAGAGAGCCAUUGGCCUCAAGCUCCGGGGCAAGGACAUUGGGAAGCCGAUCGAGAAGGGGCCAAGGGCGAAAUGAACACAAAGCCUCGAAAUCAGUGUGUUCCGGCUGAUCUCGUCUGGCUGGUUGCCCUUGACCACCAGUACCAGCGUGGGUCUCUUCACCUGGCCAAGCGGAACAUGGGGGGGGGGUAUCAGCCCCACUUGGGGACUCCCCCACUUCCCCACCCAUACCUGCUGUCAAACAAACAAAACUAAACCUUG
Messenger RNA from Erinaceus europaeus (western European hedgehog), 712 nucleotides. It is a transcript of the gene EDF1, whose product is annotated as endothelial differentiation related factor 1. Gene Ontology annotation, cellular component: nucleus. The transcript is spliced from 5 exons. NCBI's taxonomy places the organism in Eukaryota, Metazoa, Chordata, Mammalia, Eulipotyphla, Erinaceidae. The record is from RefSeq and is a predicted model, not a curated record. Gene Ontology annotation, molecular function: DNA binding. Bases 81 to 527 code for a protein of 148 amino acids.